CUGUCUCUAUCUCUUCUUUCUCCUGCAGGCUCUCUCUAUCUCUCUGUCUUCUCCCACCCAAGAGACGGCCAUGGCGUCCCAAAUCCUCAGACGCGUUCUACGGGGCCGUCAAGCCCAGCAGAUAUCAACUGCCUUAAUUGAAAAUCCUUCUUCACCGAGGCUUCUUUCGUCCCCUUUUCGAGCUCCAUCGUCAGCUGCCUAUUCCACUCAACCAAUCCGGGCCACUCUUUUUCCCGGCGACGGAAUCGGUCCUGAGAUCGCCGAAUCCGUUAAGAAGGUAUUUGCUGCAGCUGAAAUACCCAUAGAAUGGGAAGAACAUUUUGUGGGGGACAAAGUAGACCCAAGAACAGAGAGCUUUCUGACAUGGGAAAGUUUGGAAUCUGUGCGUCAAAAUAAAGUUGGGUUAAAGGGGCCCAUGGCUACACCAAUUGGGAAAGGACAUAGAUCUUUGAACCUUACUCUAAGGAAAGAACUUGGUCUUUAUGCUAAUGUCAGACCUUGCUAUAGCCUUCCUGGCUACAAGACGCGAUAUGAUGAUGUUAAUCUUGUCACAAUCCGGGAGAACACUGAAGGAGAAUAUAGUGGUCUUGAACAUCAAGUGGUGAGAGGUGUCGUUGAGAGUCUCAAGAUUAUAACCCGCCAAGCAAGUCUCAGAGUGGCGGAGUAUGCUUUUCACUAUGCCAAGGCCAAUGGAAGGAAGAGGGUGUCUGCCAUCCACAAAGCCAACAUCAUGAGGAAGACCGACGGUCUUUUCCUUAAGUGCUGUCGUGAGGUCGCGGAGAAGUAUCCUGAGAUAACCUAUGAGGAAGUCAUCAUCGAUAACUGUUGUAUGAUGCUUGUUAAAAACCCUGCUCUCUUUGAUGUACUGGUGAUGCCUAACCUUUAUGGAGACAUCAUCAGUGACCUCUGUGCUGGCUUGGUUGGAGGUUUAGGUUUGACUCCCAGCUGUAACAUUGGUGAGGGAGGUAUUGCUCUAGCGGAGGCUGUCCAUGGUUCAGCACCAGAUAUUGCUGGGAAGAACCUUGCAAAUCCAACGGCCUUGCUGUUGAGUUCUGUUAUGAUGUUACGGCAUUUGGGACUGAAUGAUAAAGCUGAACAAAUCCAUGAUUCUAUCAUCAAGACAAUAGCAGAAGGGAAGUACCGAACAGUUGACCUUGGAGGCACCUCUUCAACCACAGAUUUUACAAAAGCAGUUUGUGACAAUCUUUGAAACUCGUUUAGUUUGAUUCAAGUGUUACGGUUGAUACAACCAAUUGUCAUCAGCUGCCGACCAGUGCAGCCAAAUUUUUGUUAUUUUUCAUUUUCCCUUUUUUUUGUUACUCCCCUCUCCUUUCCCACCAUUUUUUUAAUGGUUCUGUUAUAUUUAAGCUGGCAUUGAACAUUUGAUUGGACCAGAACAAGUUGAGCUCUGGACUCAAUCUAAGCUCACUGCCGGUAAAUUCCAUCACUGAGUGUAUAAGUAUAACCAAAGAAGUGAACCAACAUGGAUUAUUUAAAUAUUCUUUGUACUUUCCUCUUUGGGAGGUGGUUUAGCUUCA
Molecule: messenger RNA, 1538 nt
Organism: Telopea speciosissima
Lineage: Eukaryota; Viridiplantae; Streptophyta; Magnoliopsida; Proteales; Proteaceae
Product: isocitrate dehydrogenase [NAD] catalytic subunit 5, mitochondrial-like
Exons: 7
Coding region: 71-1210 (379 amino acids)
Biological process (GO): tricarboxylic acid cycle; isocitrate metabolic process
Cellular component (GO): mitochondrion
Molecular function (GO): NAD binding; isocitrate dehydrogenase (NAD+) activity; magnesium ion binding
Source: RefSeq, a predicted model, not a curated record